AUGAGGCUGUCCAUAUCUGCUAAGGAGAGACUGGUGUUAACGCUAAGGUUUUUGGCAACAGGAGAGUCCUUUACAUCGUUGAACUUCCAGUUUAGAGUUGGAAAGUCAACCAUCUCUCAAAUUGUCUCUGAAACAUGUGAAGCCCUGUACCGAGUAUUGGCUAAGGAUUAUCUCAAGACACCAACUACAGAGGAGGAAUGGCUGGACAUUGCACAAGAGUUUCAUCAAAAGUGGCAGUUUCCCCAUUGCCUUGGGGCCCUAGAUGGGAAACAUAUAAACAUUUUGCCCCCAGCUCACAGUGGAAGUAUCUACCGUAAUUACAAAGGGCGGUUUUCUGUGUUGAUGAUGGCUCUUGUAGAUGCCAAGUACCAGUUUCUGUACGUCAGUGUGGGAGCACAAGGAAGAGCAUCAGAUGCAGGAGUUUUUAACGAGUCUGACUUCAAGAAAGCACUGGACCAGGGCCUUCUCAAUAUUCCUGCAGCAAAACCACUUCCGCUAUCAAACAUACAAGCCCCCUUUGUGUUCCUGGGCGACGAUGCUUAUCCUUUGCGCAGACCUCAUGAAGCCAUACUCUAUUCGUCAGAUGGAUUAUGA
This is a messenger RNA of Knipowitschia caucasica, 594 nucleotides long. Lineage: Eukaryota; Metazoa; Chordata; Actinopteri; Gobiiformes; Gobiidae. The record is from the annotation of a GenBank genome assembly.